UCUCCAACUUACUCUCACUUAGUUUUACCCAUCGAAACCAUCACUCAUAUUCUCCUCAGUAUCUCAGUGUUCAUGCUUGAUUGCUAUCACAUUUCCGGACGAUUGCCUCAGUGCGAGCACAAUUUUCCGAUUUUUAUCACUAUUUUGCAUUCCCAUCUUUCCAAGGUGGAUGUGGAUUGGAUGUCACUUGCCACAGGGCACGUCUAUUCCACACAAGAUGCUCCUGUUCCUAGCAAACUGAAACCGGACGACGUGUUCUUGUUGGAACGUGAUCAUCUACUCGGAGAUGCGGUUCGUCAUAGGACAAAAGACUGCGUCGGAACGGUGGUGAAUAUGCACAUUCAGGCAACUGCUGAGUUGCUCAGCUACAGCUGCGUGUUGUUCAAUCUGGAAUGCAGCCGUUUGCGGAGUGUUGUGCCGUGGACUUCUAGGGUAAAUGAAAAUCACGUGAUUUGGCGCGGAUGGCUCGGGCGCGUCGUCGGCUGUCGUAUGCUGGCUAUUGUUCGCUUUGUGGAUGGAGCUCGUCUUUUGGUUCACGAGGAAUCUCUUCACUCUUUCGAGCCGGUUUCUCCCACCUCUGAUGCUUUCCCCGACCCUUGCUUCGAAGGGGCUUGGAUUCGUGGCGAUGCGUCUGAAUUCAAAAUAAACCCAGAUUCAAAGAAUCUCUCCGCGUUAGGUCAUUUACUUGGGAAUUCCAGCGCUCGCUCUUGGUCGUCAGGUCAUCUGUUUCGUCGUAAACACGCAAGUGCAACCACUCAUUCCUCUGCCAGCUCUGAGCACACGAAGUCUUCCGGUGCCAGCUCCGUAGAGGUACCCCCGUCACACCCCGAGAUCGCCCCCGAAUGUUCUGCGGAACUACCGCCCGGGCAUCCACUUCACUUGAUUCGGGAGCUGGAGCGAUCUCCAGCAACGAAAAGUUGGAGUCACGGCAAGGAUCAGAUAAAUAAAAUCUUGGAACACACUCCACUAUUUUUAAACGAGACAAAGUCACGCAAUUCAAAGUGGCUCUGUCGGUUGCGUCCAUGCUCCACCGUAUCCGUGUUUGUCGAGCGAUUCCUCCCAGUGGAGGCUACGGUCCAUUGGUUUGUUAACCGGUAA
Messenger RNA from Dicrocoelium dendriticum, 1098 nucleotides. The record is from the annotation of a GenBank genome assembly. Lineage: Eukaryota; Metazoa; Platyhelminthes; Trematoda; Plagiorchiida; Dicrocoeliidae.